AUGAUAACGAUAAAAAUAUUACGAAAAUCUCAAAUAAUAAUUCAAAAAAUUAUUAAAAAAAAGUUAACUACUAAAGCUUUAACACCAUCUAUUAAUAAUAAUGAUAAUAUAUUUAAACCAUAUCAAACUUUAUUAAAAAUUAAUUCAUCAAAAAAUAUUAAAUUCUCAACAGAAAAUUUUGAUAUAAAAUUUAAACAUUGUAAUAAUAUAACACAACUUAAGAAUGUUGUAAAUCGACUUUUUUACAAAUAUCAUAUACCACAUCAACAUAGUAUAAUAGCAGCACUUAAAGCAUGUUCUAGAUUAAUAUAUGAAAUUGAAAAAAAUAAGUAUAAACAUUUAACGAUAAAUUCUAAUGAUAAAGAAAUAAUUUUAGUAAACUCAAUUAAUGAAGAUUUAAAAAAUUAUUGGUUAGAAAUUCCAGAGAAUUCUUAUUAUACAACUGAAGAUAUAUUGGAAGUAGCGGUUAAAAUCUUUGAAAGGAUACCUAUAGGAAACAAAACAACAAGGGUUUAUAAUGAAUAUAUUAAUGUAUUUGGUAGUGCUAAACGAACAGAUUUAGCAUACGCGAUUUAUAAUAGUAUAUUAACAAGUAAUACAGUAAAACCAGAUAUUAAUACAUAUAAAACAUUGUUGAUCGCCUGUGCCAAUAAAAUGGAGCUUGGACGAGCAUUUGUAACGAUUGAUAAGUCAACAAUAUCGGUAAUAAAUAAUGUUCAUAAAAUUGAAUGGAUUCAAUGGAUAAAAAAUAUAGCGAUUGGAAUGUUUGGAGCUAAAUGGAUGGCAUAUGGAUAUUUAUUUCUUGCACAAGAUCUUGAUCUUGUAAUAUCAUCAGGAAAAGUAGCAAUUAUUGGUAUAGGAAUUGGAGCAUUUCUAACUAUGAGACUUACAAUGAUAACAAUAUUAAAAGAUGUUAUACUUGCACAAGAACGAAAAGAAAGAAAAGUAUCACGAGAAAAAAUUGAUCUUAAUAAGGUGACAUCUACAGAACUUUAUAAAAUGACACCACAAGAAAUACGGAAUUAUAUGUUUACAUUUCUAAUGGGAACAUUAUUAAAAAAUGGUAACCUUAAUGAAGCAUUAAUAGUUUUACAUCAUAUGACGAAUAAUGAAACGCCAUUGAGUAAGGAAACAUAUAAUGGAAUAAUAAAGAACUUGUGUCGUAAGAAAAUGUCAAAAGUAGCAUUGGAGACCAUUGAAAAAUUUCAAGAACACGGAUUUCAUCCCAAUGCAGAAACAUUUCUACCUGUUUAUCAUUCACUUAAAAAACAAGGAAAUAUUGAAGAAUUUAUUAGGUUACAUCGAUUAAUGAGGGAUAAGAAUGUGCUCUAA
Dentiscutata erythropus is the source of this 1332-nucleotide messenger RNA. The record is from the annotation of a GenBank genome assembly. NCBI's taxonomy places the organism in Eukaryota, Fungi, Glomeromycota, Glomeromycetes, Diversisporales, Gigasporaceae.